AUGUUCGCUAUUAUGGUCGGAAUCCAGGACACCCACAAUGAUAAUCCAGAUUGGGAUGAGGAAGCGUGUCCUGACCUGGUCAACAGUCUUGGUAAAGUAUUGCAGCGGAUCGGACAACUUGAUAGUAUGCAGAAAGCGGAAGAGGAUUUAAUCAAAUGGGAGACCUUGAGCACCAAGCAGAAGAUCAUAUCCCCUAAUACACGGGGCUAUUGCGUGAACACCAUCCAGGUAGCCAAUGUCCGCCAUAGGCUUGAAAACGCCGGCUUUGUGGAUCGGUUUGAAAUGCGAGAGGCCAACCAGGACGAACCUUCAGUGCUCCCAGAAAAUAGUACCAUGGUCGCCACUCGGCUCACUCCAACACCUCCCUUUGUCCCGUACCUACCAAUGAGUGGACCCAAGUCAUUAAACCCUGCAGAUAGCAUCCUACUGUACGUCGCCCCUAUUCCAUGGAUGGGCAAUGAACACAGCCACGGUCAUUGCCCAGGCGGCCGAACGGGGCAACGCUUGGACGUGGAUAUGACACCUGUUGAAAGCGCACUUUUCACUCCGCCAAGUAGAACUCCUCUCACCUCCCAUCUAAGCCCUGGAAUUGCUGCGCCCGCAAAGACUGUUUCCACACCUGGGAUCUAUGGGAAAGCUUCCUGCCAUUCGACACCUCCCACUAUGGGUGGUGGCUCUUCCCCUGGGGAGAGACGCGCAGAUUUUGGACGCGCUAUACGGAACCAACCAAGCGCAACGACAGGAGUAUUGAAACCCAAUCCAACAAUUAUCCACUUACUGCAAUCCUGUGUAGAUUGUGGAAAGGAAGUGCCCAAAGAGCGGAAAGGUAUCUUAUCCCCACAGACUGCUCGUGGACUACUUCGGCCCCUCUUGGGUGUGUGGGAUAAACAUAUGUCGCUCGGCCUGCACACACUUAUGCUACCCGUCGUCUGGCAAGGUCUGCAAGGAAUAGUGAACUACCUUCGAGUUCUCGACACGGACGAGAGAGAUCGGUUCCUUGAUCCGUUGCAAAGCAAGCCACCCAGGUCUUAUGUCUCCAACUGUAUCCUGGAUGCAUACUGUGAUAAUCCUCGAACAUCCAAGCCACCAAAAGCCUGUCGUGAUAAGAUAUCAGGGAAUUAUGUGAAACGCGGGAAGUGGUGGUGGAUGCUUGCAGGGACACUGGGAGUAGGCAUCCUGUUGAUCGGGGACGAUCGCCUUAUGAAAACCAUAAACAAUAUGACAUUCUCAGGCCAUGAGAUUGAUGUCCUCGUCACGUUGGCCCUGAAUACUAGACCAGGCACUGUACGCGUUUUCCACACAUUGGAGCCCAGGCAGCCCGCAGAGAGUCCUGAACUUCCUUAUGACAGAGUGAUGCCGCUUGGAAUAUGA
Molecule: messenger RNA, 1371 nt
Organism: Aspergillus vadensis CBS 113365
Lineage: Eukaryota; Fungi; Ascomycota; Eurotiomycetes; Eurotiales; Aspergillaceae
Exons: 9
Coding region: 1-1371 (456 amino acids)
Source: RefSeq, a predicted model, not a curated record